CCCCAGCAAUGUCGCCCUGAGAGAGCGGGCGUACAGCUGUCUCGUAUUUACUGUGUGAAUGGCGUCGGUUGUUGUGGUAUUAAUGCGGAUGUGUGACAGAUGUCGCACUUUCGGGUACUUUUAGGAACAGAUCAUAAAUUACGAUGUCUUGUAAGUGUUCGGAAAGCGUAAAGAUGUUUUACCGAUGUUAUGGACAGUGUUUCCACUAGUGAAGGCAAGUGCCGAGACAUGAAAUGACAACUUGGGAGUGUUCGGAGACACAGCUAUGAAUCUCAGCGGGGCCGUGCUCUUCUGUCUUUUCCUGGCAGCGAAUUCGGACGAGGAAACUUCAGGAGUGCCGAGCCAGCCGAGGAACGUGACUGUCCUCCGAGUCUCUUCUAACUCUCUCAAGCUGAGCUGGCUGCAGCCCGAGAAGCCCAACGGCCUGAUCACGGGCUACCGUGUUUACUACAUGCACGCCAACUACACCGAAGUGCAGUCCAUGCGCAACGUCAGCUCCAACAAGAAGGUCGAGUUCGAGCUCACCAACCUCAAGCCGUUCACAGAUUACAAGAUAUGGCUGAAAGCGUUUACUGGGAAAUACGAAGGAGAACCAUCUGCAGCAAUAUACCACAAAACAGAUGUGAAAGGGCCAAGUGCUCCUCAAAUUUUGAAUGUAACCUGCCAUUCACAUGACACAAUAUACCUACAGUGGGAAAGGCCUACAGAAUUCUACAACACCAUUGACUAUUAUUAUAUUUUGUACCGUGACGAGUUCUCAAGUGACUACAAAGAAAUAAUGACGCAGACAUCAAAGGAGCAUCUAGAAACUAUGAUGUUCCUACCCAAUUUAACAACGAAUACUGUUUACGAAAUAAAAAUCAAAGGAGCAUCACAUAGCAUCUUCAACAAGGAUCAGAUUCUGGGAGGGGAAGAGUCUGUAUUGAAAAAAGUGGAAAUACGACCUAAUUGUGACAAAGAGCAGACAUUCCUAGAGGAAACAGAAGAAGAAUUGAGUCCUGGUGUUAUUGCUGGCCUAGUGUGUGUGGGAUGCUCUCUUGUAUUUACUGCAGUUGGUUUCUUAAUUUGGAGAAAAUGUUUCCAUGUCAAUUAUUAUUAUCUUGAUGAUCCUCCUCGAAUAAAUGCUCCCACACUCGUGGACUGGGAUUCCCAGACAGAGCAGAAAACUGCCGUGCCCAUUGAAUUAUUUGCCAAACAUGUUAUAAGUCUGCAUGCUGAUGGUGACAUCGGGUUCAGCAAAGAGUAUGAAGCUAUACAGGCAUCGUCAACCCAGGAAGAAUAUACAUCAGAACAUUCUCUUCAUCCUGACAACAAGCAAAAGAACAGAUAUCUCAACAUAUUGGCAUAUGAUCACAGCCGAGUACAACUGCUUCCCGUACCAGGCCAGAAGAAAUCGGUUGACUAUGUAAAUGCGAAUUACAUUGAUGGAUUUCAGCAGUCCCGAGCAUACAUUGGCACCCAAGGCCCAUUGCCUUCUACUUUUGAUUGUUUUUGGCGUAUGGUGUGGGAACAGAGAGUUGUAAUUAUUGUGAUGAUCACCAAUCUUGUGGAGAGAGGACGGGAAACUCUAAAAAGACAGCCUAAGCUUGCAUCUCAGUGUCUCGAGAGAAAAUGUGACAUGUACUGGCCAAAAGAGGGAACAGAAACCUAUGGUGUAAUACAAGUGAAGCUAGUCAAAGAAGAUGUAAUGGCAACGUACACAAUUCGGACACUGCAAAUUCGCCAUUUGCGACUAAAGAAGAAGAAGCACAGCCUGUGUGAGAGGCUUGUGUAUCAGUAUCACUACACAAACUGGCCUGAUCAUGGUACACCAGAUCACCCUCUACCUGUGCUUAGCUUUGUUAAAAAAUCAUCAGCUGCCAAUCCACCAGAGGCUGGCCCUAUCAUAGUUCAUUGCAGUGCUGGAGUUGGUAGAACUGGUACAUACAUAGUUCUCGAUGCCAUGCUGAAACAGAUACAAGCAAAGGGAGAAGUUAACAUAUUCGGCUUUUUACGUCAUAUCCGUACUCAGAGGAACUUCUUGGUUCAGACAGAAGAACAAUAUAUAUUUAUUCAUGAUGCUCUUCUUGAAGCUAUUGAAAGUGGAGAGACUAACAUCAGUCAGACUUCUCUGCCUCAGUAUGUACAACAACUUCAAUUCUGUGAUACUGAAGACGAGCAGAAACCGGAUCAAAUAGAGAUGUUGGAGUUACAGUUUCGGCUUAUCACAUCCUUUCAACCCAAAGAUUUCAACUUAGUUUCUGCAAAUAAACCAUGCAACCAUUUUAAAAACAGAAGCUGUAUUUUACCAAUUGAAAGUUCAAGAGUACACCUGACACCAAAACCAGGCGUCGAUGGCAGUGAUUACGUUAAUGCUACAUGGAUUCAGGGUUUUCAUAAACUGCAUGAAUUUAUCAUUACUCAGCAUCCAAUGCCACAUACAGUUCACGACUUCUGGCAGAUGGUUUGGGAUCACAAUGCACAAACUAUUGUAAUGUUGUCUUAUAUAGAUGGACAGGACUUUGGAAUUUUCUGGCCUAUAGAAAAUGAAGAAAUUGAUUGUGAAAAUUUCAAAGUGAAGUAUGUGGACACUGCAGAAAAUGAGACCUGUAUGACAAUGAAUGUUGUACUACAGUCACUCCAAGAUGACUAUGAACUUACAACACGAAUUAUUCAGUGUCCAAAUUGGCCUCAUAACUGCAGUCCAGUCAGUACAGUUUUUCAACUUAUCAUGCUGGUACAGGAACUGCAUUUGCGAUUUCAGAAUGGACCUGUUGUUAUUGUAGACAGGUAUGGAGGAACAGAGGCUGCUACCUUCUGUUGCUUGAUGACUAUGUUCAAACAACUCAAAUUUGAAAGCUCUGCAGAUCUUUAUAUGUAUGCAAAAUUGUAUCAUAACAAACGUCCUGGAAUUUGGAGAAGCAAGGAUGAUUACUUCAUGAUGUACAAGGCAUUAGCUUGUCUAGUGAGCAAUGCUGUCCAUCAUCCAGUACCUAUGUCUGCUUCUGCACCUCCUGACUUGUAUCUCACUGCAAAUGGCCAUGUGAAUGGUUUUGCUGGAACUACUAAUGGUUGUUCACAAGCUCCUUCACGAGGAACUGGGGAUGGUGAAGAACAACCUGUGUAGACUGGAGGUAUAAGGCAAGCUCUGUUUUAUAGAAUUCUGUUUCUGUGAAGUAUAUGUACAUACUCUUUUCUGAAGGAAGAUCAGCAGUAAACCACCAAAGAUGUUACAGAAUACAUAACACUAUGUAUGUGGUGUCUGUUCUUUUGGACAUGUCCAGAAGAACAGACACCAUUUUGAUUCUGCAGCCACUAUGAAUCAAGACACAAAGGAAUUAAAGGCAAUAACUGCCAGUGGGCAUUGAUUUAUAUCAAUAGCGCAAGUUGAAAAUUUCUUCGCUCUCAGAUCUCCUGUGUACUACACAAGAUUUGGUGACCUCUGUGUCUGGAUAGCAUGGAGUACCAUAGCAUGCCUCCCAUCAGACCCAAAUUAUCAACUUAAACCGCACACUACUAAUGUAAUACCUGUGCUCAUUAGCCUCAUUACUUGUGGCAUCUCGCCAAUUUCCAUAAGAGUUCAAGCAUGGUGUGCAUCUGCACUGAAGGGACCAUUGCCAUAGUUGCAUAUCUGAAAGAACAGGCAUCAUGUUGAUACUGUGUAAUUACGGUGAUGAUGGCCAAAGAUGCCUUCAGUGCAGAUCCACAUGAAUCUCAAACACUUAGGAGAAAUGGCAUGAGGCUGCAGGUAAUGACACUAAUGACCCGGGGCACUACAUCAGUCAUGCGCGGUAUGGGUUGAGAAUUUGGGGCUGGAGUACUAGAGUGGUCCAUGUGAUUGUGGUGACCACUGCAUUGGGAUAGCGUAGUGGUCAGCACAUCUACCUAGUAAGUAGGAGACCCAGGUUUGAAUCCUGGUCCGGCACAAAUUUCCAUCUUGUCCCAAUUGAAAUAAAUCAGUGCCCACUGGCAGCUGAUGUCUUCAAUUCCUUUGUGUCUUGACACAUAAUACUGUUGCAGAAAUUUAGCCAUAAUUGCUUGUAUGUUUAUGAAAAUGAUGAUGGUAUAUUACUAGUUGUCUGUCUCUGUAUCUAAAAUUAGUGUUAUAUUUGUCAAUAAAUGUAUUUGUGUAUCCCUUCUUUUGUUUCAACAUGUUGUUGAUGUUUCAUGUACCUUUAAGCAGAAGGCUGUUGUUAGUUUCCAAGAUGUAAUAGCAUGACAAAACAUGAAAAGAAAUGUGUGUAGUAGUCAUUUGUCCCAUUAGUCCAUAUUUGUGUUAUCGAAAUUAAGUGUUACAAAAUGUGAAACUUAGCUGUGUGUCAAUCUGAAUUUUAUUAGUCAUUUGCUGCAGUUAAAGUCAAAUGCAGUAGUUCUAGUCCCAGAUAUUUGGUGUGACACUGAUUUACGGAGGGUGCAGGCAAAUUGGCAUAUAUAUCAUUGUGUGUUGGCUGUAAGCUUCAAAGCUACCAUGGAUUGGUGGUAGAUGUGAGGCUGCAAGCUUAUGUGAAGAAUGAUCUCACCUGUCUUAUAAAUUAACAGCAGAUGAUGUUAUAUGUAUUAUUUUAGUAUUAAAAUGAAUGUUGUAUGUAGCUGUUGAACAUAAAAGAAUAUGUGUGAUAUGUGUUAACUAUGUUUCACAUUGUAAAUUCAGAAUUGUGUGUUUCUUUCUCUGUGAUGUUCAAUAACUAUGAAAGAUGUAAGACAAGAUGCAAUUUUAUCUCUGAACUGAAAAUGUUUGAAUGAAAUAAAGUGAUAUUUAUGUUAGACUGUUACAAAUGAAGAUUAAAUUAAUGUUUUGUCAAAACUUGGUACUAUACUGUGAAAGAAAAAAAAUCAAUCCUGCCUAUUUUAUUGCUCUACUUUUUAAGCAGCUAAAAAUGAAACUUUGCUCAUGAUAGACUUCAUAAUUAGCUUCAUGAUCAGUCAAAUGUCAUCAAGCUUUCAAAAUGAUGUUUAUCACGUGAAAAGUAAGUCCAGCAGAAAUUUCAUUUUUAAAUAAUUUUUGAGACAUUAGUUUUAAGUGUUUUAUACUGUAUAUAUUAUAGCUUUUUAUGAUUGUUCCAUGAGAAACAUGUACCACACAUUAUUGUUGAUACCGUACCCUUCCUUUACUGUUCCUAGUAUUACAUUAUGUAGUUCAUCCAAUAAACUGGUCCUGUUACUGUGCGCAUGACAAAAACAUGACAAAAAACUACAUAAAAAUGAACUGAAUGUUUCUGUGUUGUAAUAAAAGCUUUAUUUGUCGAAUAUAGUUGUUAUCAAAAGAAUA
Schistocerca cancellata (South American locust) is the source of this 5248-nucleotide messenger RNA. Its product is annotated as tyrosine-protein phosphatase 99A-like. Gene Ontology annotation, biological process: protein dephosphorylation. Gene Ontology annotation, molecular function: protein binding; protein tyrosine phosphatase activity. The record is from RefSeq and is a predicted model, not a curated record. The transcript is spliced from 15 exons. The coding region runs from base 266 to 3106 and encodes 946 amino acids. Lineage: Eukaryota; Metazoa; Arthropoda; Insecta; Orthoptera; Acrididae.